This is a messenger RNA of Harmonia axyridis, 516 nucleotides long. RefSeq lists its product as uncharacterized. The record is from RefSeq and is a predicted model, not a curated record. NCBI's taxonomy places the organism in Eukaryota, Metazoa, Arthropoda, Insecta, Coleoptera, Coccinellidae. The transcript is spliced from 3 exons. Gene Ontology annotation, molecular function: protein binding. Bases 124 to 405 code for a protein of 93 amino acids.
AUUGUCCUCUUGGAAACAAGUGUCCUUCAUCAAUUUGCUCAACUGGAAAUUGGCAAGAGUUGGGUAGUGGGGAACAAAAUAUAAUCCAAACCACUUUGUUUUGGUCUUCAGUUGUGAACCAACAUGAAGUGUGCUCUUGUAUUUUGUGCUGUAUUAGUUGUCGUUUUGGCACUUGCAUCUGCUGUGCCAGCAAAGGGGUCCACUAAGGCAUCCCUGAAGAAGCCAUGCCUCCAAAAUUGCGUUCAACCGGAUGAGAUCAAACCAAUUUGUGGAGGAAAUGGAGAGAAGAAAAUUUCAUUCGCUAGUGAAUGUGUUAUGAGCAAUUACAACUGUGAAAAUGGAGCAGAUCUCAAAGUAAUCAGCCAAGGAGAAUGUCCAGGUGGUGGCGGUAUCCGUCUUUCAUAAAUGACGAAAAAUAUUACAAAUCAUUAUUUUCAUGAUCUAUCUACAAUAAAAUGUUCAAGAUGGAAUUAUAUUAAAUGAAAUAUAACAAAAUAAAAACAUUCCAAACACUAA